AUGGCUCAAAGCAAAGAAAAUAUAGUGUUGUUCCCAUUCAUGGCACAAGGUCAUAUAUUGCCUUUCUUGGCAUUAGCCCAUCAAUUAGAGCAAAGAAACAAUUACAACAUAAUCUUCAUCAAUACCCCUCUAAACACCAAGAAAAUCAAGUCAUCUCUCCUUCCAAACUCCUCCAUUCGCCUUCUCGAAAUCCCUUUCGAUAGCUCUAAACAUGGUCUCCCUCCAAACUCUGAAAACACCGAUACCCUUCCUUUCUCUCUUAUGGUUCAACUCCUCCAAACUUCUCACUCUUUCAAGCCUGCCUUUCAGAAACUAUUUUUCAAUCUUGUGCAAGAGCUAGGCCACCCACCGCUUUGUCUAAUAGUUGACCUGUUCUUUUCAUGGACUGCUGAGAUUGCUCAUGAGUUUGGUGUAUUCCAUGCAAUCUUUAAUGCUGGUGGGGGUUAUGGCAUGGCUUGCUAUCACUCUCUCUGGUCAAAUUUACCUAGCAUGAACACGCCGUUUGAUGAGUUUUCACUUCCUGGUUUUCCUAGAGGUUCUCUGAUUCGUACCAAUCAGAUUCCUGAAAACAUUAGAGUUUCAAAGAUUACUGAUCCUUGGACGGUUUUUCACCACAAAAUGUUCAAUGAAUGGCUGGAUUCUGAUGCAUUUUUGUUCAACACAGUGGAGAUGUUUGAUCAUGUUGGAUUGAACUAUUUCAGGCGACAAGUGAACCUCCCGGUAUGGCCUAUAGGUCCUGUUCUUUUAUCAACAAAAACUGAAUCUCGAGGUGGGAGAGAAUCAGGUAUCAAAUGGGAACUUAUCAAGAAAUGGCUUGAUACAAAACCUUCAAGCUCAGUUUUAUACAUAUCUUUUGGGUCUCAAAGCACAAUCCUUGCAUCACAGAUGAUGCAGUUGGCCUUGUCAUUGGAUGCUAGUGGCAAGAAUUUCAUUUGGGUUGUUAGGCCUCCAAAAGAGUUUGACAUAAACUCUGAAUUCAGGGCCAAUGAGUGGCUACCAAACGAUUUCAAAGAACGGAUCAGAAGCAAAAACCAAGGACUGUUGGUGCACAGUUGGUCACCCCAAUUGAAGAUCUUGUCCCAUAAAGCUACAUCAGCAUUUCUAAGCCAUUGUGGAUGGAACUCAGUUAUUGAAUCACUUAGCAAUGGUGUGCCAUUAUUAGCUUGGCCAAUUAUGGCUGAGCAACAUUUCAAUGCAAAGAUGUUAGAGGAAGAGGCGGGAGUCUGUGUUCAGGUGGCUGAAGGAUUGUGUGAGGUUAAACAUGAAGAAAUAUUGGAAAAGAUUGAGCUAGUGAUGAAUGAGACAGAUAAAGGGAAGGAUAUGAGAAGAAAAGCUAGUGAAGUCAAGGAGGAUAUUAACAAUGCCAUCAGAGACGAGGAAGGUCUCAAAGGAUCUUCUGUUAAAGCCUUGGAUGAGUUUUUGCAUGCUGCAGUAGUGUCAAGAAGGGUAAGGCAAGGGAUAUAA
This is a messenger RNA of Dovyalis caffra, 1464 nucleotides long. The record is from the annotation of a GenBank genome assembly. NCBI's taxonomy places the organism in Eukaryota, Viridiplantae, Streptophyta, Magnoliopsida, Malpighiales, Salicaceae.